Molecule: messenger RNA, 2283 nt
Organism: Haliotis rubra (blacklip abalone)
Lineage: Eukaryota; Metazoa; Mollusca; Gastropoda; Lepetellida; Haliotidae
Exons: 10
Coding region: 531-1274 (247 amino acids)
Source: RefSeq, a predicted model, not a curated record
AUAAUGAGAGUUGACCUUCAAUGUUUGUUUAAAGGCUCAGUGAAAGGACUCAUCUGUCCUCUCCACUGCCUUCUUCAUCGAGGACUUCUCCAGCUUCUUCUCCAUCUCGUUCUCCUAGCACUGAUUCAAACCAGCCUCCCCGUCGUCGUCGUCGUCCUUCUCCCUCAAGAUUCCGUACAAAGGAUAAAGCUUUUCGAACCUCCAGGAUAGAAACCAAGGAAAAUCAAGCAGAGGAACAGAGGAUAGAAACACAAGCAAAGAAAACUCAAACAGAGGAACCAGAAACACAAGCAAAGAAAACUCAAACAGAGGAACCAGAAACACAAGCAAAGAAAACUCAAACAGAGGAACCAGAAACACAAGCAAAGAAAACUCAAACAGAGGAACCAAGAAACCAAACCCGCAAACACGUACAAACCAGUGAACCACCACCACCACCCAUACCUGAUCCAGUCUUUGAUGAUGGCGAGGAGGUUCUGGCCCGGUGGGAGGAUGACCGAUGGUACUACAAAGGAAGGAUUGUCCAGCGCAUGGAUAAAUACAACUACAAGGUGAAAGAUACCACAGGCCGAGAUGACAUCAUCAGUGGGGAAGAUAUCGUCCGGAUAACUGAUCAUUACGACACUGUGUCCUCUCCCGAGAGAGCCAGUGGCUGUGUACUGGCCCCACACCCUAUCUACUACUGGAGCUACGCCCCUGGUCGGGUGGUGGAAACGCUUGAUCAGCAUCUAACUGUCCGUUUCUAUGACAACAAUCAGAAAAACAUCAACAGUUCGGACGUGUACGCUGCCAGGAAGCGAGAGAAACAUGACAAGGACGUGGCGGAGAUUCGCCAGCGAGAGAAAGACUGGGAGGGACUGAAGGCUUUCAUCAGAGACGAAUCAGGCGUGUAUAAACUAGGUACAAUAGAAAAACAGAUAGGACGUCAGCAGAAAUAUUCCGUGAGAUGGGGCGAUGGCCAGUGCAGCGAACAGAUGUCCAUCCACAUCUAUGGAACAUACACCCCUAUGAUCAAGUUCAAGGUCGGCAGCUACAUCCUGGCACGUGCUGACCCUGACAGAAUACAUUUCCUUCCGGGUCAAGUGAGAAAUGUCCACAGAGAUGGAGACGAUCAAAAGCUAGAAGUGGAGUUUGUCAAUGGGAAAAGCUUAAAGAAUGUACUCUCCAAACAUAGUUAUUGGAUGAACAAGAUGGCGUUUAUUGAGGCAAAGAAGAUGUUUCUGGCGCAUCACCAAGACCUGAGUGAUGAGGAAGACUCCCCUCGUUUCGACUAGACUGCAUUCAGGUCAUCUCCAUCCAAUAUAUGACAUCUCGGAGAGCAUCUGGAAGAAUCCAAUUUGGAUCUAGAGUCACUAGUUUCACAAUUCACGUGACUGUCACAUGACACAAUAUGGCAGAAGUCAGGGCCCUUAUAUGCAAAUACUGCUGCUAUUGAAGUCUCUGGCUUCCUAACUCACGUGGCCCAAUAUGAAAAUGGCCGUGACCAAUAUGUGUGAUUAUUGCUUUAUAUGAAAGUGAAUAUAUUUUCACCAUGAAUAUUUAAUCAAAAUCGUCCGCCAUGUUGUACAAACCACAUACUGAGGAAUCGGUCCGUGUUGCUUACAGUGAAUACACGCACUGUCAAUAUUUCCAUGGUGUCCGAGGUAUUAUCUUGGUGACGAGGGUACCAGUCGAAUUGAGCCAGCUCCAAAAUGCCCUAGAAAAUUUGGUCAAAUUGGCCCGGAUAUUUGUCAAAUUUCCCAAGGGGGUAGUCCGAAUGGCCAAGUUUAUUUGAAAUGAUUAAAUAUAUUCCAUAACUGCAUAGUUUUUGUCAAUUUUGAUAUUAUAUUCUUCACAUAAAAGGUAUUAAUAAGUAAUAUUUCUAAUAAAUGUUCCAUUAGUAAACACAUAACAGCAAAAUGAAUAUCCCUGUAUAGAAAACACUGUAAUACCAAUCAUUAUGCAUGUUAUUUGCUCUUAUGAGUUUACUAAUGGAACAUUUAUAAGAAAUAUUACUUCCUAAUUACUUUUAUACUUCAGCUAGCUAGUAUUACACUGACGUGCAAAAAAAGUUCACACUUAGUGCUCUGAGAUGCCUGAGGUGCCUGACUCUGACGAUGUGGGUUCAAAUCCCGUAUGGGACUGAACCUAAGAAAAGUCUAAAUCUGCAUUUUACUGAGAAAGUGUAAUCUUAAAACUUAAUGUUAUAAAUAACCUUUAGUUUUGGCAAUGGCAUUACAUGCCGUCCUUUCUUCUUUCGUAAAGUAAAUACAUGAAUUAAAAUAAUGCUUGUAUUAUUGUUGA